Apis laboriosa (Himalayan honeybee) is the source of this 852-nucleotide messenger RNA. RefSeq names its product probable serine/threonine-protein kinase DDB_G0286465. The transcript is spliced from 4 exons. The record is from RefSeq and is a predicted model, not a curated record. NCBI's taxonomy places the organism in Eukaryota, Metazoa, Arthropoda, Insecta, Hymenoptera, Apidae. The coding region runs from base 250 to 852 and encodes 200 amino acids.
UCGUAAUAUUUAAUACAUAAUACUUAUUUUACUUAAUGUUGUUAUAUGUUAAAAAACUGCAUAUGUAUGAGAAGGAAUUGUGAAAUAUAUCAUACAUAAAUUCUAUCUAUAUGAUAUUUUAGUGUAUAAGAAAUACAGUUAACACUUUGAGUGACAUUUAUAAUUUUUUUUAUUCUUUAUUAAUAUUCUAUUUCUUAUUUAAUUAUUUUUAUCUUUGUUUGUUAGAAACAACAAGAUUCAAGAAUAACAAUGGAAGAUUUACAAAAUUUUAAUCUUUCAAAAUUAAUUAAAUUUUUACAUCGAACCUUGAUUCUGACAGAAGAAGUAAAAACUAUACUAAAAGCAAAUUGUGAAGAAGCAAUGUAUUGUUUAAAACCAUGGUGCGUAGAAGUUAAUCCUCAACAAGAAGUUAAUAAAAAUGUUUGUACUUGUCCCAAAUCCAAAGAUGAAGAUGAAGAAAUUGCUGCAGAUAUUAGUAGAACGUUAUUACAAACACAACAAUUACGAGAGAAAUCAUCUUUAAAUAUAAAAAAUCAAAAAAUUUUUAACAUACAUGAAUAUUAUCAAAAAACUGAAAAUAAGAAAAAAAAAAAGAUUCAAAAUUUAAAUGUUAAUAAUAAGAACAUGAAUUUAAAACAAGAUCUUAAUGCUAUAAAACAAAAUAAUCAAAAUAUGAGAAAUGAUAAAGAAGUACAAAAUGAGAUAGAUGCAUAUACAAUUAAAAAAACAAAGAAUAAUAAUCAAUUAUUAAUAAAUUCAAUAAAAUUUAGAGAAACUAAAAAUUUUCUUGUAAUAAAUAAAAGAAAUGUUAAAAACAUUGAAAAAAUAUUAGAGCAAUGUAUGCAAAAUUAA